Molecule: messenger RNA, 2170 nt
Organism: Cyanistes caeruleus (blue tit)
Lineage: Eukaryota; Metazoa; Chordata; Aves; Passeriformes; Paridae
Gene: PTBP3
Product: polypyrimidine tract binding protein 3
Biological process (GO): mRNA processing
Cellular component (GO): nucleus
Molecular function (GO): RNA binding
Source: RefSeq, a predicted model, not a curated record
UUUGGGUAUUUGCGGUUUCACGUGGUAGCUGAAGUUUAGUACCCCAAAUCUGGGGUAUGCUUGUCUCUAGCAGAAAAAACGUGGAUCCGCUGCUGUUUGCCUUGUUCCUGCAUGUGAAAAUUGUGCCUAUUUCUUCAGGUCUGUGGACGUGAGUUUUACAUUGGAGUUAGAGGCAGCAUUUUUGACACACUUUGCAGAGUGGUGUGGUCCUGACAAGCUUCUUCUGGUGUCAGUAACAGACCUUUUACCAUGAGCAAUUCUACUCCAACUACAGAUAAUGAGAAGAAGAGUAAAGGAGACAAAUUGCCAGGUUCCCCUUCACGCGUCCUUCAUAUUCGUCAUAUUCCAAGUGGUGUGUCUGGAGCAGAAGUUGUUUCAUUAGGUUUCCCUUUUGGCAAAGUAACCAAUCUCUUGAUGCUACGAGGAAAAGGACAGGCAUUUUUGGAAAUGGCUUCUGUAGAUGCUGCUGUUUCUGUGGUGAACUACUACACUCCUGCUCCACCUCUUCUCCACAAUCAGCCAGUUUAUAUUCAGUAUUCCAAUUACAAGGAACUUCGGACUAACAAUCAACGUCAUCAGGCUAGAUCUCAAGCUGCAUUGCAAGGUGUGAAUGCUGUGCAGCAUGGAAACCUGGGUAUCACAAGUCCUCUUGCUGCUGAAGGUGGGGUCCUUCCGAGUCAUGGUUCUGUUCUUCGAAUCGUUGUUGAAAAUGUUUUUUACCCUGUCACUUUAGACAUCCUGUAUCAGAUUUUCUCUAAAUUUGGCUUUGUCUUGAAGAUUGUCAUGUUCCAUAAGAACAAUCAGUUUCAAGUUCUGCUCCAAUUUGCUGAUGCAACGAAUGCAUAUCAUGCCAAAAUGUCUCUGGAUGGCCAUAGUAUCUACAAUGGGUGCUGCACUCUGCGUAUUGAUUUUUCCAAGUUAACCAACCUAACAGUGAAGUACAACAAUGACAAAAGUAGAGAUUUCACUCGUAUUGACCUUCCUUUUGGUGAUGGCCAACGAACCAUAGAAACGUCCUUAUCUACUCCCUUUGCCACCCAAAAUACCGUCUUUCCAUCAUAUACAGGACCUCCUGGGUUUGCCCCAGUCUUAGGCUUUCCUCAGGGAGCAGGUCCUUCUGUUCUGCCUGUUCCAGGAGCACUUGGUCCUCUCACGGUCACCACAUCAGCAGCACCUGGACACAUGAAUGUUCCUGGUGUUCCAGGAAACUCUGUUUUACUAGUCAGCAACCUCAACCCUGAAGCCAUCACACCUUAUGGACUUUUCAUCCUAUUUGGUGUGUAUGGUGAUGUGCAUCGUGUGAAGAUCAUGUUUAAGAAAAGAGGAAUUGCUUUGGUUCAGAUGGCAGAUGCAAGUCAGGCUCAAUUAGCUAUCACCUACUUGAAUGGACAGAGGCUUUAUGGAAGGGUCAUGCAUGCUACUCUUUCAAAAUAUCCGACAAUUCAACUUCCUCGUGAGGGACAAGAGGACAAAGGUCUGACAAAGGACUAUAGCAACAGCCCUUUACAUCGCUUUAAGAAUCCCUGCUCUAAGAACUUCCAAAAUAUCUUUCCUCCAUCUGCCACCCUGCAUCUCUCCAACAUCCCGAAUUCUGUCACUGUUGAUGAUUUGAAGAACCUUUUUACAAGUAAAGGAUCUACUGUGAAAGGCUUCAGAUUUUUCCAGAGUGAUUGCAAAAUGGCUCUUAUCCAGCUGGGCUCUGUGGAAGAAGCAGUUCAUGCUCUCAUUGACCUUCACAAUCAUGACUUUGGAGAAAACCAACAUCUCAAAGUUUCCUUCUCAAAAUCUUCAAUCUGAAUUUUCUGUGAAUUUUCCCUUUAAGGCUGCAUAACGGUUUUAGUAAAAUCUUCAAGUAGAGACUGAGGCAGCUGUGACUGCUCUGUCUCUUCAAAGAAAAACCUUAUUCAUACAUAAAGAAUUAAGUGAUGAUUUUUUCUGAUUUUAGCUGCAAGUAUGUCAUCCAUAGAAAGAUUAUUCUAUGAAAUAGUUUUAGCAACAAUAUUUAUCAUCAAAUUUCCUACUUAUAAUUUUAUUUUGAGAACAUCCUUUCAGCUUUUGUUGAAAUCAGCCCUACAAAACAAUUUAGUGCUUUCACAAUGUUCCAAAUGAGUAUGUUUAAUGAAAAGGUAAAUCUACUCUGUGCAGAUUAAACACUAAUUUGAAUGUGAAA